AUAUGCAUGCCCUUAUACCGCUUAACUCUGGGUCUACCUUCAAGACACUGGGCUGUGGAUCAACCGAACCAACACUUCUCUUCCAAGAAUCAUUUUGACAGGUUCUGUUAGAGGAACUCCUCCUUUUUUUUUUUUUUUAACCCAUCCUUUUAAACAAAAUGGCACCAAAGAAAGACGUGAAGAAGCCUGCUGCUGCUGCCCCAGCCCCUGCCCCAGCACCUGCACCUGCCCCAGCCAAGCCCAAAGAAGAAAAAAUUGACCUCUCUGCCAUCAAGAUCGAGUUCUCUAAGGAACAGCAGGAUGAAUUCAAGGAGGCAUUUCUCCUGUUUGACAGAACAGGUGAAAGCAAGAUCACCUUAAGCCAGGUUGGCGAUGUCCUUCGAGCUCUGGGCACAAACCCGACCAAUGCAGAGGUGAAGAAGGUUCUAGGAAAUCCUAGCAAUGAAGAGAUGAAUGCCAAGAAGAUUGAAUUUGAACAGUUUCUCCCCAUGCUGCAAGCUAUUUCCAACAACAAGGACCAGGGCAGCUAUGAAGACUUUGUUGAGGGUCUGCGCGUCUUUGACAAGGAAGGCAAUGGCACAGUCAUGGGUGCUGAACUCCGCCAUGUUCUGGCCACCCUGGGUGAAAAGAUGAAGGAGGAGGAAGUAGAAACUCUGCUGGCAGGUCAAGAAGACUCCAAUGGUUGCAUCAACUAUGAAGCUUUUGUCAAGCACAUCAUGUCUAUCUAAAGGAGGUGUCCAGAACAAGCAUUAUGUAAGAAGACUGGCUGGAACCUUAUUUUAAUAAGAUCCAUGACUAACAAUCCAGAUUUGUUUACCAUCCUUCAGAAAAACAAUAUAAACGGGUCUAUUCUAGAUUGAAAAAUUGAAGGCUUCCCUGAAUUGCUAUAGAGCUGGAGCUUUUCUCUGAAUUGUAUUUCUACCACACAAACCAACCGGCUGCUGACAGAGAAUACAACACUGACGACCCCAGACCCAAGCUCUACUGCUCAUUAUCUACCUGAAGUCAAUGAACAUCUUUUAAAAAAAUCAAUCAAUAAAUAAUUUUGGUCA
This is a messenger RNA of Ochotona curzoniae (black-lipped pika), 1052 nucleotides long. RefSeq names its product myosin light chain 1 (gene MYL1). The record is from RefSeq and is a predicted model, not a curated record. The coding region runs from base 159 to 728 and encodes 189 amino acids. Gene Ontology annotation, molecular function: calcium ion binding. NCBI's taxonomy places the organism in Eukaryota, Metazoa, Chordata, Mammalia, Lagomorpha, Ochotonidae. Gene Ontology annotation, cellular component: contractile muscle fiber; myosin II complex. The transcript has 7 exons.